GACAGGCAAGUGGUGCUGAUGCUGUGACAAUGGGAGUCUUUCAGAUAAGCAUCAUCUGGAUCGAGUGUGCUUAAAAAAAAAAACACUGCAGCUGCACACACACACGCGUAACUGACUGUGAAGGGACGGGAAGGCACCCGGGUGGAAACACGGGGAGGAACCUCCAGCUGCUGCUCUCAAAGGGUCGAGAUAUGGGGGGGUUCAGCAGACAGAAGUUUUUCCAGGAGCUUGCUCAUGGCUGCCUGCUGCCAACAGCUCAGCAGGGUCUGGAGCAGGUAUGGCAGCUGCUGGUUAUCUGCCUGCUUUGUCGGCUCCUCUGGAUGCUGGGCCUUCCCUCCUUUGUGAAACACCUGGGCACAGUAGCAGGAGGCUUCUACACUCUCUACCUGUUCUUUGAGCUUCAUAUGAUCUGGGUGGUCCUCCUCAGCCUUCUCUGCUACCUCUUCCUCUUCCUGUGCCGCCACUCUACAAUCAGAGGCACCUUCCUCUCCAUCACUGUGCUCAUCUACCUGCUGCUGGGAGAGAUGCACAUGAUGGACACCACAAACUGGCACAAGAUGAGAGGUUCUCAGAUGGUGGUUGCCAUGAAAGCUAUCUCUCUUGCCUUCGAUUUGGAUAGAGGUGUUGUGACCAGUGUGCCCUCACCCAUUGAAUUCAUGGGCUACAUUUACUUCGUUGGCACGGUCAUCUUUGGUCCCUGGAUCAGCUUCAACAGCUACAAAGAAGCUUUAGAAGGACGUAAGCUGAGCUUUUCAUGGCUCUUAAAGGUGUCUGUUAGCUGGGUGAAGAGCCAGGUCUGCCUUGUUAUUUCCAACUGUGUGGCUCCCUACCUCUUCCCUUAUUUCAUACCAGUUUAUGGAGACAAGCUGCUGCGAAGCAAAAAGAGGAGGAAGAUCAGAGGUACUACCGCAAAGUGGUUGCUGGCGUACGAGAACACCAUGUCUUUCCACUUUAGCAAUUAUUUUGUGGGUUAUCUGAGCGAGACCACUACAACUCUGGCUGGGGCGGGUUUCACAGAAGAGAAAGACAACCUCAAAUGGGAUAUGAGUGUAUCCAAGCCACUGAACAUAGAGUUUCCCCGGUCGAUGGUGGAGGUGGUGACGUCAUGGAAUCAGCCAAUGUCUUCCUUUCUGCACACCUAUGUUUUCAAGAGUGCGCUCAGAUUUGGGACGUUCUCAGCCAUUAUGGUGACAUAUACAGCCAGCGCUCUUCUGCAUGGUUUGAGUUUUCACCUGGGGGCAGUGCUGAUAUCUCUUGGGUUCAUGACGUACAUUGAGCACGUGUUGCGGAAGAGGCUUGCAGCCAUUUUUAAUGCCUGUGUACUCUCAAAGAAAUGUCAGCCAAACUGCACUCACAAGAACAAAAAGAAGCUUUGGGUGUAUAUGAUUAACAUAGCAUUCAGUGCAUUGGCAAUCCUCCACCUGACAUACCUGGGCUCUGUGUUCAACUCCAGUGUGGACUACAUGGAGGAGGAUGAGGAUGAUAUAACCCAUCAUACCAUUCAGAAGUGGUCAGAGCUGAGCUGGACGAGCCACUGGGUCACAUUCGGAUGCUGGAUUUUGUACCGCCUCAUUCUCUAAUCAUAGGAGACGGAGAAACAGAGAACGUGAAGGAAGCAAUAAAGAGGUUUUGUAAGGCUGGUUCUCCGCUUCUGCACUGUGACUUUAUUCUGCAUCAGACCGAAGAGAACCCAAUCAACAACAAACCAACAUGCAGUGUUCAGGUUGCGCCGCAUGUUCGGCUGGGUAAUCUAUUAUUCUAACCUGCUGGAGACUAGUUUUUGAUAUCCAUGAAAUGAUAGCCCACUCCUCCCUCCCUUUUCCCCCCGUAUCGCACCCUUUUUAUCAGAGCCGCAGUUGUCGAGCCCUCAUGUUGUGACAGCAGUUACCGAUGUCUCACUGUGAGCCACAAUCAAUACCUAUCAGCAUGGUGGAGAUCGGCUGCUCCUCUCCUCUCUGUGGACACACGAUAGAGCACAUUAUCUGGGUCUCAGCUUCCACUGCGGCAGAUGUCCUCCAGAUGUGCUUUCCCCUCACCUCAAGUGUUUUACAAUCGUAGUGUUAGGUUUGAAGGAUGAGCCUGGUGAUUUUAUAUGGUUUCUUAUCUUGAACGAAUCCCCUGAAAUGAAAAAAAUAAGUGUCGCCUGUCUCUCUAAACUCGGAUCUCCUCAGCAGUCAAAUACAAAAACCUGGAUAAUCUGAAACAACUGGUCACUGUAGAAGUAUAAACAUCUCUCACACACUGCUUCAAUGUGCAUUUGUUGAAAACAAUUUUCAGCAACAGGUGAAUGCUCUUGCUCUUGUGAGUAUAUGCAGCAGCAAGACAGUCUAUGCUGUAUGUUGGAUUCACUUAAAAAAUACAGCGGCCUCUCAGUGCCCUCCCAACGGUGUGGCUCAGCGAUACAUUUUGGACCAUUAAGAGGAUUUUCUAAAAUACAAAAAUAUGCCAAAUCAAGCUUCAAAUACAGAGACGAUACAUGUUUUUUUUUUUUCAUGGGAUUUGUUAGAAUAAGAAAGAAUAUCAUCAGAUAUCUUUAAACGAGAGAACUGUCUCUUGAGCAUGUUCAAGUUUGAAUAAUAGGAGCACAGAAUAUGGUUAUAAGGCAGCAAAUCAAAAUGUUUCUCAAAAUGAUUUUCCCCUUUAUGUGAUUUUUAGAAAAAGAAAAUGAAUGGCUUAGUCUUUGGAUUAAUUUUCUUGUGGUGAUAUAUUUCCUAUAGGUGUUUUGUGUUAUUUUUAUAGUUCCAUUUGAAUACAUUAUUUGCAUUAACAAAGACAAGUCUUAUAAGUAUUUGUGGACAUUUCAGACACUCUUUCACUCCUCAGUAUUGAAAAGUUUUAUGAUCAGGGUAUUUCACAUGUCUUACUGUAGGGGAAAAUAAUGUCUCAUGUAUUUCUUCCAUUAGGGUUAAGGUGAACACUAUAUGAAGUAUUUAUCCAGAUUUUUAUGACACUGCUGCUUUUAAUGAUUCAUCUCUGUAAUUGACGGUCACCUGGUGAAAGACUCAAAUGAUUGUCUGUAUCAGGUGGUGUUCACAUCUUUUUGACCUCGUCCUUAUAUCUAGAAGGCUUUGCUUCUUCUCGAGUAAGCCGUAGUGUUUUAGAUUAGAGCCUGAAUGUCCGUUCAUGCCUGAGAACAAGAGCUCAGUCUCUGCAGAGUUAAUACCACACGACCCAACAAGUACAGUAUUUGACAUAUUGUUCUGAUAUUUACUUUGAGGCGAUUUUUCUCCCUGUAAAUGUGAAGGCACUUACACACCUAUGAUAUUUUUAUAAAAUUUUAC
Molecule: messenger RNA, 3281 nt
Organism: Labrus bergylta (ballan wrasse)
Lineage: Eukaryota; Metazoa; Chordata; Actinopteri; Labriformes; Labridae
Product: porcupine O-acyltransferase
Biological process (GO): protein palmitoylation; lipid modification; Wnt protein secretion
Cellular component (GO): endoplasmic reticulum; membrane
Molecular function (GO): Wnt-protein binding; palmitoleoyltransferase activity
Source: RefSeq, a predicted model, not a curated record